CAAGCUGUCAAAUAAAUCACCACGCCAGCAGCCCUGGUGUUGAUGGCGGUGAAUAUCACCCGGGCACACACGUGGGCCCCAAACACAGACGAAUCGGUGCGUCUUGAAAACGACCGAUCGUCGCCGAAACAGUUAACAGCAGAACCCGGAAAAGGGCGAAGUCUGCACAGCAACAAGCGCCAUGAUUGCGUUGCACUGUGCGUCCCAGCAGCUGGACAACAUGGAGCAGCUAGAGGAGGAACUUACGUGCCCGAUCUGCUGCGGGCUUUUCGAGGACCCGCGGGUCUUAUUGUGCUCGCACAGCUUUUGCAAGAAAUGCUUGGAUGGACUCCUGGAGGGGAGCCGAGGUCCGUCGUACAGGACCCCGUUCAAAUGCCCCACUUGCCGCAAGGAGACCCCUCACAACGGCGCCCACAGCCUCCAGAUCAACUACUCCCUGCGAGGGAUCGUGGAGAAGUACAGCAAAAUCAAGGUUCUGCCUAAAAUGUCCGCUUGCGCACACCACUGCGGUCAGCCUCUGAAUAUAUUUUGCGCCACGGACUUCAAACUCAUUUGUGGGUUUUGCGCAACGACCGACGAGCACCGAGGGCACACGUUCUGCUCAUUGGAGGAGGCGUACGACCGGGAGAAGGCGGCGUUCGAAGAGCUGCUUCGCGGGGUGGAGAGCUGGCAGAGCGCCGACAUCCUGUCCUGCCUGGAGACACUGCAGACCAGUAAGAAGAAGGCGCUGCAGUCGGUGACCAGGGACGCGGAGAAGGUGACCGAGUAUUUCGACAAGCUCAUCAGUGGCCUCGAGGGCAAGAAGAACGAGAUCCUGUCCGACUUCGAGACCCUGAAGCUGGUGGUGAUGCAGGCGCACGAUCCGGAGAUCACCAAGCUGAGCGCGGCGCUGGAGGAGCAGCGGCGGGCGCUCAGCAUCGCGGAGUCCUUCAGGAGCGCCUCGGACCCGCUGGACUUCCUGGAGCAGAUGCAGGAGUUCCGGGAGAAGUUCCGGCUCCUGAAGGAGACCUCCCUGCCCCCGAAGAGGGAGAUGAACCUCGGUCCUUUGGUGCGCAAUUUUGACGUGAAAAAGUGGGAUUCGCUGAGGCUGAGAGAGGUGGACAAGAUCUCGGUGCCCCAUGAGAACGGCUCGUACAGAGUGGGGGGGUCGCGGAUGGCGGCGCGCAGACGGAUCACCUUGUUCAUGAGUCUGCUGCUGCCGGUGCUGCUGCUGCUGCUGCUGCAGCCGAACCUCCUCGCAGCUCACAUCAGCCCUCAGAUCCAACCCAUGCUCACUACUCUGUCCUCGCACUUGAGCCACAGCAGCGAGUACCUGUGGGGAAUGACUGACAUGUGCACCAGUCUGAUGGGUGCAGGCCAGGAAUGCAUCGUCCACCUGCUUGACUCUACUGUCACUUUUAUUGGCAGUUGUAAGUUGUUUUGAUUCCUUACGAGCCUGUGGCAUCUCACGCGCUCACAGCGACCGCUUGUUUGCAAGUGACUCGUGAGAUGCACAGAAUUAGAGUCAGUUAUGCACCUGAGUUUAUGGAAACACUUUUUUAUUUAACUGUUCACCAUUUCUUUUUGCUUUAUUCCCCUUAAGAUCCAACCUCUCUGAACCAUUCACCAGAUGGUCGUUACAUAGGAUUCAGACGCACAGUCACCAAUUCAUUCCUUCUUUUCCACAAAUGUACAAUCUAUUCUUUUUCUAAGCGUUGACAACUUUAUACUUCCCCCAAGAUCUUGACAAAUAAAACUUGAGAACUUUAACACA
Molecule: messenger RNA, 1753 nt
Organism: Limanda limanda (common dab)
Lineage: Eukaryota; Metazoa; Chordata; Actinopteri; Pleuronectiformes; Pleuronectidae
Gene: trim13
Product: tripartite motif containing 13
Exons: 2
Coding region: 182-1423 (413 amino acids)
Biological process (GO): innate immune response; positive regulation of canonical NF-kappaB signal transduction; positive regulation of macroautophagy
Molecular function (GO): zinc ion binding
Source: RefSeq, a predicted model, not a curated record